CUCUUCCUCUUCAUUCCUCUACAAAAGGGUUGGUCCUCCAUCACUCCUUCAUCAGACACCCGAGCGAGAGACGCCAACAAGGACAGAGCAGAAGAACUUAAACAAGAACUUACAUCUACACUCUUCAGAGACUUCUAAAAGGAUGGGUUCAUCAGGAAUACAGAUCGUGUGUGUGGGUUUGGGACUUCUCGGUCUCAUCGGUGCCAUCGUCACUUGUGUCCUCCCGGCCUGGAAGGUUUCCUCCUUUACGGGACAGAACAUCAUCACUGCACAGUCUCAGCAGGAAGGCCUGUGGAUGGAGUGUGUGGUCCAGAGCACGGGCCAGCAGCAGUGUAAAUCCUAUGACUCACUGCUGGUCCUGAGCUCCGACAUCCAGGCGGCCCGUGCCAUGACCAUCAUUUGCUGCAUGCUGUCGGCGAUCUCCCUGCUGGUGCUGUUCGCCGGCGCCGAGUUCACCACGUGUGUCGAAAACGAGGACAUCAAGCCAAAGAUCUGCAUAGCGGCGGGCGUGGGUCUGCUCCUAGCCGGGCUGCUGCUCAUCAUCCCCGUCAGCUGGACCGCCAACAACAUCGUGCAGAACUUCAACAACCCUCUGGCGAACCCGGCGAACCGCCGAGAGCUCGGUACAUGCAUCUUCAUCGGCUGGGCCGGGGGAGUGAUCCUCCUGCUGGCUGGAGGUCUGUUGUGCUGCUUCAGCUGCCCGAGCUCAGGGGGGUCCGGAGGCACAGCUAAGUACUACAGCAACAGCCACAGCGCCUCGGCUCCGUCUAAAAACUACGUCUAGACACAG
Messenger RNA from Clarias gariepinus (North African catfish), 790 nucleotides. Its product is annotated as claudin-4-like. Lineage: Eukaryota; Metazoa; Chordata; Actinopteri; Siluriformes; Clariidae. The record is from RefSeq and is a predicted model, not a curated record. Gene Ontology annotation, biological process: cell adhesion; bicellular tight junction assembly. The transcript has 3 exons. Gene Ontology annotation, molecular function: structural molecule activity. Gene Ontology annotation, cellular component: plasma membrane; bicellular tight junction. Bases 143 to 784 code for a protein of 213 amino acids.